GUCUUCACUUUCAAUUGCGUUCCACGUCAGACCAUGGGCCAGAUCAGAUACGGUCCUCGUCGCCCAUCCUUCUUCAGACCGCUCUCGAAACGCUCGCUCCGAAUCCUGCACGCCCUGUUGACCACACACGAAUCGACCUUCCUGCUCGGCGAUUUCCUCGCGCUCUACCCUCGCUUGUCACGGCAAGAAGCCAGGACACAGGGAAUCGGGUUCGAAGCUCUCUGCCUCGCCGCAGAGCUCAAAGAAUGCGUGCUCAUAGGUUGGGGAGAUGGAAGAGAUGCAGACGGCGACGGCAAGGUAGCAAAGGCUUGGCUGAAAGAGGUCUGGGGAAAAGUCGAGACGGAUCUGCAAGACCUGGUAUCGGGAGACGCCGUAGAGUCUCGAACUGAUAUCGACGCUGCCAUCGAUUGGAUGCAAGGGGUCAAGAUACAUAAGAUCGGGGAAGUCGAGACGGACUCGGCCGUCUUCACCGGACAUUAUUUGCUGUAUCACCCGCCCGUUUCUCCUGCCCUUCAAGACGUUUUGGACAUUCCCGCUCAGCGGACUGACAAGGCUCAUAGCGCGGCAUCGACGGCACUACCGCUGAUCACGGAAGAGACGAUAUGGGGAUACAUCUUGGACUAUCCCACGACGAUGCCUGCCAACGAGAACUUCCUGGACGACGGUCUUCGCAGACAAAACGUCGUGCAGGUCAAUUACCACCAGGUCUUCCGGGAUGGACCUCUGAUGGGGACCGAGUACUUUUGUUCGCCCUCGCAAUCGGAUUCGCGCAAGGUCAGAAAUCACUUCGAGCGUUAUAGACAGAGACUGGAGGGAGUGGUCGACCUUUCGUUAAUGCUAGAUGGCGUGGCCCAAGGUGCAGCGAGCGCGGCUACUUGUACCUUGCAACAGACUCUCGAGGAUGCGUUUACGGAGAUGCGAUCAUGACGCAGAGAGUUG
Messenger RNA from Filobasidium floriforme, 939 nucleotides. RefSeq lists its product as uncharacterized. The coding region runs from base 34 to 927 and encodes 297 amino acids. The transcript has a single exon. The record is from RefSeq and is a predicted model, not a curated record. Lineage: Eukaryota; Fungi; Basidiomycota; Tremellomycetes; Filobasidiales; Filobasidiaceae.